AUGACUGACGAAUAUAAGCCUCCGCCGCUCCCCUCGCCUUUUACAAAUACGAGCCCGGCACCCGUUCUCCUCACCCAGGGCGCCGAGGCCCACCUCUACAAAACUGUCUCUCUUGACCCCUCCAUUCCGGCCGCCCUCAAGAUCCGCCCCUCCAAACCAUACCGACACCCGAUUCUCGAUCGUCGCUUGACCCGGCAACGGAUCGUUCAAGAAGCACGAUGCUUGGUGAAAUUGGUCCGGGAAGGUGUCAGUGUCCCCGCCGUGCUGUCACUGGACUGGGAGGGUCAGGGCGGCGAGGAUGGCGGCUGGGGCGGAGCCUGGCUGCUCAUGGAAUGGAUUGACGGCCCCGUUGUGCGCGUCGUGCUUGAGCAAUGGGAAGCAUGGUUAAAGAAGAACAGUUCAUCGCUGGAUCAGGCACAGCUCGAGCAGGAGGAGGAGCGAGUGCGGGGUCUGCUGCGACGCAUGGGACAUGCUCUCGGUGGGCUGCACAAGGCCGGCGUGGUUCAUGGCGAUCUGACGACGAGUAACCUGAUGCUACGUUUACCAGCGACCUCCUCGGAUCCUGGCCCCACGGGUGUUUCUAUGGAGGGAGAGGUCGUCCUCAUUGAUUUCGGCCUUGCAUCGCAGAGCGCACAGGACGAGGACCGCGCCGUGGAUCUGUACGUGCUGGAGCGAGCAAUUGGUAGCACGCAUCCCCGCUCAGAGCCCCUCUUCGAGUCCUUGCUGCAGGGAUAUCGGGAGAGCUACAAGGGCGCUACUUCUACGCUCAAGAGGCUUGCAGAUGUGCGGUUACGAGGCCGCAAGCGAAGCAUGCUUGGAUAA
Messenger RNA from Penicillium atrosanguineum, 822 nucleotides. It is a transcript of the gene bud32, whose product is annotated as serine/threonine protein kinase BUD32. Gene Ontology annotation, biological process: protein phosphorylation. NCBI's taxonomy places the organism in Eukaryota, Fungi, Ascomycota, Eurotiomycetes, Eurotiales, Aspergillaceae. The transcript has a single exon. Bases 1 to 822 code for a protein of 273 amino acids. The record is from RefSeq and is a predicted model, not a curated record. Gene Ontology annotation, molecular function: protein serine/threonine kinase activity; ATP binding. Gene Ontology annotation, cellular component: EKC/KEOPS complex; cytosol; nucleus.